AUGUCAGAAGAAGAGGCCUUGCUGUGCUUCUGCAUCAUCAAUUCCCAGGAGAUAGAAAAGGUGAUCGCCCUCUUUGAGAAAGUCGACCUUGAACACAACGGCAAGGUCAACAAAGAGGAAUUCAAGGCCUUGCUCGAGGAGCUCAAGAAGAGCGGAGCGGCCACUGUCGCUGGCUCCGCUGACAAGAUGCUUGUUGACCUCGUCUUCUCUGCUCUCGACAAAGACGACAGUGGCGACCUCAACCUGGAGGAAAUCCUCGCAGGCUAUCACACUCUGUUCGCCGACGAGCGAAUGGAGCUCGCCCGCUUGUUGAGUCCGUCAUUUCCC
Messenger RNA from Acanthamoeba castellanii str. Neff, 327 nucleotides. RefSeq names its product EF hand domain containing protein. Gene Ontology annotation, molecular function: calcium ion binding. The annotation marks the transcript as partial. The transcript is spliced from 4 exons. Lineage: Eukaryota; Discosea; Longamoebia; Acanthamoebidae. The record is from RefSeq and is a predicted model, not a curated record.